AUGAGUAUGGAAAGUGUGGAAGUCUACUUGGCAUUCAGGGACAAGACCGGCAGAGAGAAGGUGGCGGUAAAGUUCAUUACAUGGUUGCCAACCGCCGUAAAACCCAAAGAAGAAGAAGCUGUCCGUGGAACGGUGACAUGGAUCUAUAAUAAUAACGGGGACGGUGAAUACAAUGGCGCUUUCACCCACAAAAAGAAAGGAAGAGGACAUGAAGGUGCAUCCAGCGGCAGCAGUAGCUCCAGUUCCAGCUCCUCUUCUGGCUCCUCUUCCUCUGGCUCCAGUCACACAGGCUCCUCCUCUUCAGACUCAUCUUCGUCCUCCUCUUUAUCGUCCUCCCCCAGCACCAGCCGCCAGCGCCACAACAGACGCCGCUCACGCUCCAUGUCAAAAUCUACAAAGAAAGAAGAGGGAGAUCGGCGACGGCGAAGCCCCACCCCCAAACCCACUAAACUGUCCCUGGGCCGCCUCACCAGGAACGUGGUGAAGGGGCAUAUUCAGGAGAUCUUCUCCACUUAUGGUGAAAUCAAACACAUAGAGAUGCCCAUGAACCGUUUACAGCCACAUCUGUCCAAAGGCUACGCUUAUGUGGAGUUCCAGAGUCCUUACGAGGCCGAGAAGGCCCUUAAGCACAUGGACGGAGGUCAAAUCGACGGACAGGAGAUCACAGUGACAGCUGUCCUCACCCCCAUUGUCCGACCGCCCCCCCGCAGACUCCCCCCUCCCCCACCCAUGUGGAGACGCUCCCCACCCCGCAUUAGGCGCAGGUCUCCUCGUCGUCGUUCCCCGAUCCGCCGUGGCUCUCGCUCUCUCGGUCGCAGACGUCACCGCUCACGAUCCAGCUCCAACUCUUCACGUUAA
Knipowitschia caucasica is the source of this 858-nucleotide messenger RNA. Lineage: Eukaryota; Metazoa; Chordata; Actinopteri; Gobiiformes; Gobiidae. The record is from the annotation of a GenBank genome assembly.